UGGACUCAUUAAAGUUUUUAACUUAUUGGACAACGGAAGUGCGUGAAGGUGUCGGGAAAAUCAGAAAUAGUUAACAUUUAAAAAUACAGAAUAGUAAUCUUUAGUGAAAAGAAUUGAAAAAAAUGUCGCGAAACCAAUUGCCAGACUCAUCCUCCUCGCCACCCAUAAGUCAUUUACCCUUUCACAACUUUGACGACGAUCUGAUUAAUGAUCUGCCUUCCUGCAUUUAUGCGGGUCAACAUCAGGGCGGUAGCGCCACCGGGGGAGGGGGCGGAGGGUCAGGAGGUGGCAACACCGGGCUGCGACUCAGCUCGAAUAAUCUGCGCCACAUCCAACAGCAUUAUAUGCAGCACGGCGGAGAUAACCUCCUGGACUCCUCAACCAAUCCCAUGGGGGUGCACAAUUCUGGGGGUGGAGCACCUUUGAUGUGCAACAGUCCCAGUGCAAGCAGCAGCGGCGGAGGCGCCAACGGAGGAUCAGCCACUCCAGGCGGAGCAGUUGGUCCCAAUCCUGGGUACGGAUCCGUGGGGGCCACAGCGGCGUCAAGCUACAAAAUGCAGCGACAGGCGGCCAAUGUGCGGGAAAGGAAACGCAUCCAGAGGUCCGCCCCAACUGGGUACACCAAAUGUAGUAUCAAUUCGGCCUUCGAUGAGCUAAGGGUCCAUGUGCCCACCUUUCCGUACGAAAAACGUCUGAGCAAGAUCGACACUCUGCGCCUGGCCAUUGCUUAUAUAUCCCUGCUCCGAGAAGUGCUCCAAACUGACUAUGAUCCUUUGACCUAUGUGGAGAAGUGUCUGCGCGGUGAGAUCAAAGCGGAUCGGGCCAAUUGGAAUACGAGUGAUUUAACCGCUCGUCUUUCCUGGAUCAACUGGGAGAACCUGGGGGUUCAUCCGGGUAGGCGAACACUGCUGACAUCGUUGGCUUUAUCCUCGGAGCCACUUUGCGGGGCUCACUGUGGAAUGCCAUAAAUAUGAUCUGAAAAUUACAGGCU
Molecule: messenger RNA, 991 nt
Organism: Drosophila rhopaloa
Lineage: Eukaryota; Metazoa; Arthropoda; Insecta; Diptera; Drosophilidae
Gene: Fer2
Product: twist-related protein 1
Exons: 5
Coding region: 123-968 (281 amino acids)
Biological process (GO): developmental process; regulation of transcription by RNA polymerase II
Molecular function (GO): RNA polymerase II transcription regulatory region sequence-specific DNA binding; DNA-binding transcription factor activity, RNA polymerase II-specific; protein dimerization activity
Source: RefSeq, a predicted model, not a curated record